CGCUCUUUUUCUACCAUACCGUCACGGAGAUAGGACGUGCGUUUUAGUUGCGCUAAUUUGAUUGCCCGUCGGCUAAAAUAUAAGAAAAAUCAGUGCAACUUACUGCCCACAGAGGCUGCAUCAUUUAUUCUAAUUCCAUUCUUUUAAAAAACAUAGAAAGCCAGUUAAAUACACUUUCAUUGAACAGUUCUUGCUUGUCGGUGUGUAUGUUUAUUCAUACAUAUAUACAUUAACAACAUUAGCCACUUGACAUAGUACCAACUAUAAAUAACAAGCUUCAUUCAAAAUGCCGCAAAAGACCAAUGGACACACCGCUACCAACGCCAACGGCUUUAAUGGCAGCAAUGGCAAUGGAAAUUCCUACGAUAUGGAAGAUGGACAAACUUUUCUAUUUACUUCCGAAUCCGUGGGCGAGGGACACCCAGACAAAAUGUGCGAUCAAAUUAGUGAUGCCAUCCUAGAUGCCCAUCUACGACAAGAUCCUAACGCUAAAGUGGCCUGUGAAACGGUGGCAAAGACUGGCAUGAUUCUGCUCUGCGGUGAAAUUACAUCCAAGGCAGUGGUUGACUAUCAAAAGGUUGUGCGUGAGACGGUCCAACAUAUUGGUUACGAUGACUCCUCGAAGGGUUUCGAUUAUAAAACAUGCAACGUUCUCUUGGCAUUGGAUCAACAAUCGCCUGAAAUUGCUGCUGGUGUGCAUGUUAAUCGCCCUGAGGAAGAAAUCGGUGCCGGAGACCAGGGUAUUAUGUUUGGCUAUGCUACCGACGAGACAGAGGAGUGCAUGCCUCUAACGGUCGUGCUGGCACAUAAACUAAACGAAAAGAUUGCAGAGUUGCGACGAUCGGAUGUCUUCUGGUGGGCUCGUCCAGAUUCUAAGACACAAGUCACCUGCGAGUAUCUCUUUAACCAGGGAUCGGCUGUGCCUAAGCGCGUGCAUACUAUUGUUGUAUCAAUGCAGCAUUCGGAUAAAAUUGCGCUGGACACUCUUCGCUCGGAGGUUAUGGAAAAGGUAGUUAAAGUUGUCAUUCCCGCCAAAUACUUUGAUGCCAAUACCAUUGUGCACAUAAAUCCCUGUGGACUGUUUGUCAUUGGCGGUCCAAUGGGUGACGCUGGUUUGACCGGCCGUAAAAUCAUAGUGGACACAUAUGGCGGCUGGGGUGCACAUGGUGGUGGUGCAUUUUCCGGUAAGGAUUUCACAAAGGUCGAUAGGUCAGCGGCUUACGCAGCGCGUUGGGUUGCAAAAUCGCUGGUAAAAGCCGGGCUCUGCAAGCGAUGCUUGGUGCAGGUCUCGUACGCGAUUGGUUUGGCAGAGCCGCUUUCCAUAACCGUUUUUGACUACGGCACCUCCCACAAGUCACAAAAGGAACUUCUGGACAUUAUCAAGCGCAACUUUGACUUACGGCCCGGCAUGAUUGUCAAAGACCUAAAUCUACGCCAACCAAUUUACCAGCGCACCAGCACGUACGGCCACUUUGGUCGUGAUGGUUUCUCAUGGGAGCAGGCAAAACAUUUGGAAACCAAUUGACUAGAUGCCGAAAUGUCGUUGCCACAGCCACCGUGUGCUAAGAAACUAAGGACAUUAAAAGAAACAAUAACAGCAACAUAAUUUUUAGUUUUUAGUUUAAAAGAGUAAGUGGCGCCAGCAAUAGGCUUGGCAGCUUUUUAGGCUUUCAUUUCUUAUCUAUAAACUCUUUCUUUAUAGUUCAUACGCAUUGUGUGUAUGCAGCAAUUUAUACAAUUUAGUUGUACGGGUCAUAAUUGCAUAUAUGAACUUACUGUCAGUAAGAAGCUCAAUUACCAAUUUGAGAGCUUAUGUUUUAUUUGAUCAAUAUGUUACCUACCACAUCAAAGCUGUUUUCUUAUCCGUUUUCAAAACUUGUAUAAAAUAUUAAUAUAAAUAGUAACCAUUCUCAUGUUUUGAAUAUUGUAAUACCUUGUGCCCCUUUUACGGGUUUUUAACUUAAUAUUGUGGUGCAAUUGUAUACAACUGGCAAUGGGAGAUAUUUCCCAUGUUCAAAAAAUGUAAUAGUUUUCGAAUGCCAUCAUCAACGGAUUCAAAUGCCAAGUCUGUUAUAAUUGACAUACAUUUAGAUGGUUCAGACCCGGGCAUAGGGUAUUGUAUGUGUUGAAAAGAGCAUUCUUAUUUGUUUGUAAAUUGCUAUGUUGUCUUUUGUCGAUGUUGGUAUUUAACCAAUCUUUUAAACAACCUAAUUGUACAUUACUUAGACUUACCAAGUUUUGUAUUUGCUGUAUUUUCCUUUACAAAAAUAUAUUUUUAAAA
Molecule: messenger RNA, 2281 nt
Organism: Drosophila virilis
Lineage: Eukaryota; Metazoa; Arthropoda; Insecta; Diptera; Drosophilidae
Gene: Sam-S
Product: S-adenosylmethionine Synthetase
Biological process (GO): S-adenosylmethionine biosynthetic process
Cellular component (GO): cytosol
Molecular function (GO): ATP binding; methionine adenosyltransferase activity
Source: RefSeq, a predicted model, not a curated record